This is a messenger RNA of Orbicella faveolata, 3079 nucleotides long. Its product is annotated as dorsal-ventral patterning tolloid-like protein 1. NCBI's taxonomy places the organism in Eukaryota, Metazoa, Cnidaria, Anthozoa, Scleractinia, Merulinidae. The record is from RefSeq and is a predicted model, not a curated record.
CAAAACAGGCUGUAAAUCCAGCAAUAGCGGUAAUCGUUUGGUCUCGCGGAUCAGAGACCGGAAGCAGUGGCCCAGACCGUGUGAUAUAAACAGGAAGUGACAAGCGAGCACGGUAAAAGGAAUCUCGUGGGCACCAACCAAUGUUUUCUCCACUAAAUUCUUUCCUAGAAUUUUUUUCUAUAACGUAUGUACUUGCGUUAACAAUUUGAAAUGUGUUGAUGACUUAGAAAAAGAACAAAAAUAAAAAAAGUGAUCAACAAGUAAAGCUCGCGCCACCUCCCCCGCGAAGAGCUCCCAGACCGACCACUAUGCUGUCACGAUUCUGUUGACGAUUCUGCCGUAUGCAAAGAAGCAUGCGUACUAGGAUGGAAGCGGUGGAAAAGUAACAUGCUCGAUCAGUUACUAUAAUUAGAGAGCGAUUUGUAAUGCCCAUCAAAACAUUGAGUGUGGUUACAAAAGCUGCUCAAUAGCCUUCAUUUUGAAGACGGAGUGUUGAGUCAGAAGAUUUGUUGGCUUGAAACAACAACAGCUUUCACAGAAAAGGAACAAAAGGCAUGAAAUAUCACUGGACGUUGGUCGACUUUUGUUGCACGUUGGCGCGUCGUUGUUUUGUUUGUGCCUUAUUCACUGGUGUUCUCUUACAUGUAGUUGGUGGAGAAUCUGAAUGUGGUGGUGAUAUACACCUCAAUAAAACAGUAUCUAUUAAAUCACCUCAACAUCCAGAUUUUGCUCCUCGUGGCAUCAAGUGCUCGUGGAGAAUAUGGAGCAUUGGCAAAAAGUCAGUUGUCGUGCAAGGCAUUAACCUUAAUUUUGGCUCAGAGAUCAAAGAUGACUGUGACAAUGGAAUGCUUGAAAUUUUUAAUGGUUGCAACAAAGAUCGCUUUCUGGUUGAGAAGAUAUGUCUCAGAAACAGUGAUGUGCAGAAAGGAAUCUUGUGGGUUUCAUCAGGAUCCUGUGUUACGGUAAAUUUCUCAUCAGGCCAAGGGAAGGACAAUAAAUUUCAUCUUAGUGUGGCAGAGAGUGUAGCGUCAUGUGGGGAUAUACUGGGCACCAACACUGGUAACAAAAAUCAUACAUUUGUGGGUUCACUUCCAGCCAACCCUGGAAUUAACAACAAAUGCGUCUGGAUCAUUGUUGUAAACACAGGACGAAUUGAGCUGGUGUUUAAAGACAAAUUUCAGGUGACAAGCCGUGCUCAGGAUUGUAAAGAGAAUUUUGUCCAAGUGCAAGAUGGUAGAUACAGUACUUCACGUGUGCUUGGGACCUUCUGUGGAACGUCAAGGCCAUACCCUGUGUACUCCACGGGUCGUUAUCUGAGAGUAACAUUACACGGCAGUAAAUCUGGCUUAGACUCAAGGCACUCCUUCAAGGCACAGUAUACAAAUGUUGAUAGCACCCCUGCUCCCCCAGCUGAGUACUGUGAUGGUGACCUUAACCUGCCCAAAACUGGAGGUACAUUUCAGACACCUCGUUACCCAGGGCAGUACCCGGCCGACUUACGAUGUAUCUGGAAAAUAGAAGCUGCAGAAAAUGACAAGAUUAUCCUGAGAUUUCGCGAGUUUGAUGUUGAAGGUGAUUCACAAGAGUGCCCCGAUAACUCGGACUAUGCUCAAGUGUUCAAUGGCCUGGCCAGCUGGUCACCGAUUAUCGGCCGUUACUGCGGCAGUGUAAUUCCAUCGUCCAUCGAGUCCAAAACAAACAAGUUACGAAUCGAGUUCCGGUCCAAUAGUCAAUACGCUGGUCGAGGAUUUGAUGCCGUGUUUACUGUUGAAAGUGACGUUAAAGCUGGACAAACGAGGAAUCAUUUUACCGGGAUUAUGAUUGGUACAACUUGUGGCAUCAUCUUUAUAGUGCUUAGUGCCCUGGCCAUUUUUCACACACAGAAAUUACGGCGUCAGCGUGCACAGAGCCGGCGAUUAGAAGUGGCCAGCACAGCUUCCUUUGAUGUACAUCAAGCUAAUGCUCCUCCUUCCUAUGAAACAGUCAUGGCAUCCCCGGACCUCUUCCCAUCUAAGGAACGGCAAAUGUCGCGUGGCUACGCUGGUGCGCCACACCUUCACCAGGAAAUAAGCCACUUACUGGGUGACGCUGAGUCCGAUGACGAAGACCUUCCGCCUUAUCCCGGACUUUCCAGCCGGGACGGGACAAUUGAAUUUUGUUUUGGGCCGGCCCCGGUGGAAAGGAGACGGUCACAGUCGAAAGAACGUCACGUGUCCGAAUCCGAGCAACCCUCGUGCCAGAUUUCAGCGGUUUGGUAUCGACGCGGGCCGGGGGCUGUGUCGUCGUCGCCAAAUGUUCGGGAUCUCGAUUCAGCUUCGGAAAAUCAGGCAACAACUCUUGAGCGGCAGCAUUCCAAAGAAGCGUCGAGACCCAGACUGGAGAGAAUGGACACGAGUAGCAGUUUUGUGACGGAUGUCUGAAAGUGAUAUCGUGAAAUUGAGUUUUGCGGAUCGAAAAUCUGAGUGGAUGGGAGUUGUCUUCCAAUUUUGAAAAGAACGAUCAUUCCAACAGAUUUAUCGAGCUUACAAACUUCCGCGUGGAACGUGAGAGGAAAUUUCAACCGACACAAGCUGUUCAAGGUGUUAUAAAUCGUAGCGUGAAGCAAAGUUGCUUUUCAACGACUGCACUGGAUCACAUUGGAUUAAUAUAGAACAAAGUACAAGUGGAAAGGCAUUUUAUUUUUUAACCUUAGGAGAUAAGUUGGACGUAAUCGCUUGUAGUUUAGGUUGGCAAAGGUUUUCCUUGUUUACAACAUUUGCUUCAGUAGCAUAAGCGCUUCAGUCUCUAAUUGAGCUACAACAACAUUGAAAGAACAUUGCCCAAGUAUUUUGAGCCCGACACGUUUUGUUUCACGCGGGUUUCGUGACUCCGAAUACAACGAAUGUAUGGGCUCUGUCACUCACCCCCAGAAAUUUUGCCGACUUUUGAAAGAAAAUUUAUUCGUUUUUAUAAUAUAGAUAGGACCCUGCUCGCGUUCUGAUUAGUCGAAAAUCCAUCUUUUAUUAGAGUAUAAAACAUAGAAAAAGCAUGUUUUAUAGUUUUUCGCCACAUUACCUCUAUAUCAUGAAGCCAAUGAAGA